UUUUCUUUUCUCAAAAUCGUGGUCCAAAACCAAGCAGCAAAAUGUCAGUUGAAGAUAACCAGUUGGAGCCAUGGAUAGACUUAAAGGGCAAAGUGGUGAUGGUGACAGGGGCAUCAUCAGGCAUUGGGUGGGAAUUCUGUUUAGAUUUAGCCAAUUCCGGUUGCCACGUCAUCGCGGCCGCUCGUCGAACCGACCGACUUAAAUCUCUCUGCGAUCAAAUCAACAACAAAAACGGCGACGUUUUGGCUGUGGCAGUUGAGCUUGAUGUUAGUGCUGACGGAGCCGUAAUUGAAAGUUGUGUCAAAAAAGCGUGGGAUGCUUUUGGACGUAUUGAUGCUUUGAUUAAUAAUGCUGGAAUUAGAGGUCCUGUAAGGAAUCCAUUGAAUUUAUCUGAAGAAGAUUGGGAUAGAACUUUUAGAACAAAUGUAACAGGAUCGUGGUUGGUGUCGAAGUAUGUUGGCCAGAAAAUGGUUGCUUCUAAUCAUGGAGGAUCCAUAAUCAAUAUCUCGUCCACCGCUGGUCUUAAUCGUGGUCAUCUACCUGGAGCUCUUGCGUAUGCUACUUCAAAGGCAGCCCUCAACACCAUGACCAAGGUAAUGGCGUUGGAAUUUGGAAGACACAAAAUAAGGGUAAAUUCAAUAUCUCCUGGGAUUUUCAAAUCUGAGAUUACAGAGGAACUUCUGCAAAAGAAAUGGUUUCAAAAUGUGGUUUCAAAGACAAUGCCAUUGAAGGAAUUGGGUACUACUGACCCAGCCUUGACUUCUUUGGUCAGGUACCUAAUUCAUGGCUCUUCAAAUUAUGUGACAGGUAAUAUAUUUGUAGUAGAUUCGGGGUACACCUUACCAGGUGUACCGAUCUAUUCAUCACUUUGAACAUAAGAUAUUAUCUUUUGUAAUGAUGGUAACCGAAGCUACUUACAUAGUGUACUUUUAUAUAUUGAAAUGAUGUGGCACGUUAUACACUUGUACUAA
Molecule: messenger RNA, 971 nt
Organism: Erigeron canadensis
Lineage: Eukaryota; Viridiplantae; Streptophyta; Magnoliopsida; Asterales; Asteraceae
Product: 3-oxoacyl-[acyl-carrier-protein] reductase FabG-like
Exons: 3
Coding region: 42-872 (276 amino acids)
Molecular function (GO): oxidoreductase activity
Source: RefSeq, a predicted model, not a curated record